AUGAUCACGGCUGGUUUCACUCUCGCUUCGCCGUGGAUUUCUUCAGCACUGCCCAGCAAUUUCCCCGCAGUUACCCCGACACGCCAAUGCGCCCACCUCGGCCACUUCACUUCACAGCCCCCGCAAUCAUUCAAGUUGCUUCUCGAUUCCAAGUCCCCCGUUGCAACCAUCGACUAUGGCACAGAGGUUGCUGGAUUUCCGUUCUUCGAAAUAAGCAAAAUAGAUGGCCCGGUGCAGAUUGAAGUGAAGUAUAGUGAGCCGUAUCAUGGGCUGCAGCAUCCAUGGGGAGAUGGGCCUUACACUUUCUCAACCAGUCUGUCAAAUGCAUUCCGAGUCGAAACCUUCAAUGUCAUCAAGACUGGAAAGCUACAAUCUCCUUUGAUUCAGGGUGGUCAGCGAUGGCAGUCUAUCCGUUUGAUUGCCGGGAAGAGCGUUUCAUUCACUCGUAUGGGAUUCGUACCCACUGUCAGCGACAUCGACCCCGAGAAAUAUCCAAGCCAAUUUCACAGUGACAACACUGUAUUCAAUGAAAUUUGGAAGCUCGGAGCAAAGGCAGCUGGCCUCGCAUGUCUCGAGAAAGGAACACAGGGUCCCAUUAUGACUACCGAUCCUGCGAAAGGCGCCUUGGUACAAAGUAUGAGGGCUUCACCAAAUUUCGAAACCGGAUCAUUCGAAAACUACACCCUGCAAUUCGAGACAAAAAUCGAAAGAUCUGGCCUGUGGUGGACAGUGCUGCCCAAGGAAAGUACAUUUGCGAAUGUCAACACAACUUUGACCCCGGCGAAUAGCAUUCUUUUGGCAAAAGGAUACGGCUUCGUCAAUCAAACAACCCUGGACACGCUACUACUGGAUACAUUUACCGUGCCAUUUGACGUGCAUGAAAAAGAAUGGUACAACAUAACAACCAUUCUCUCGGAUGGAGAUCGCAUUUCUGUUCAGAUAAACGGCAAGAAGGUUUUUGAUGUGUCGCUUGGUGAUUACUAUACAGGGGGUUCAGUGUCACUUAGUGGUGCCAUUGGUUUUGGCGCUUACCAAGACCAAUCUGCAUGGGUUCGCAAUGCCAGGCUCUAUGACAGCGCGAAUGGUACUCUCUUGUACAGAGACAAUCUACGUGAUGAAGGAGCACCUGCUCGAUAUGGAAACCAGGCAAAUGCGGCGACCGUAUGCUUGGACGGGCCUAAACGUGACCGCAUGGUCUGGCUGGGGGACUUUUACCACACCUCUCGCAUUAUUGGCGCGAGCAGCUCUCGGUUCGACUGGUCACGCGACACUUUGUCUUUCCUUUUAGAUACCCAGGCCCCAAAUGGAGAGGUGAGCUAUGCGGGUACUAUGGGAUACGACCCGUCAACCACCAUUGAUGCAUUCACCGAGGGAGGGAAGUAUCCUGCCUUGGAGGAUUACCAGAUGCUUGGAUUCUUGGGCUUCUACCACACUAUUAAGCAGUCAAAUGAUCUUCAAUACGCCACUAAAACAUGGCCUAAGUGGCAGAAGCAGCUUGAAUGGCUACUCACGACGGUAAAUUCAACUGAUGGGUUGGUUGAUGUGGAUAGCGCCUUUUUGGGUGCCAGCUCAGGUGGCUCGGCUGUGAGCUGCCUUACGGUUGAAACACUCAACGGUGCUGCCGAGGUGGCUGCAGCACUGGGUCACAGUACCGAUGAACUCAAAUAUAAGAAAUCGGCGCAAAGACUGGCUGAUUCCAUCAACAAACACCUUUGGAAUGAAAAUUUGGGCUCAUACUCGACGAGCCGAUCGUCACGCCAGGACUUUGGUGUGUCUGAUAUCGCUUGGUGCAUCAGUUCCGGGGUCGCAAACUCAACGCAAAGGUCGAGGAUGGUGUCUACUAAAGUUCUGGGAGAGCUCAAACUCGGACCGGGCUACAAAGCAGACACCACUGUUACUGCUUCAGAUCCAGUCGUGUCAAUUUCGCCCAACACAAACGGCUUUCUAUUGCCUGCACUGUUCAUGAGUAACGCCUCGACUAUCGCUAAAGAUCUUUUGGUCUCAGUAUGGGGGCCAAUGCUUCACAAAAUUGGCGAAACAGACAUUGGGAACGACACGACAUCCACAGGCGCCAGCUGGGAGUAUCUUGCGCUUGAUAAAUCACCUGGCCUAUCACUCUUCACGAGUCUCGGCCAUCCGUGGGGUGGAGCAGCGACUUAUAUUCUAACCGAGUGGGCUACCGGCCUACGACCAGCCAGUGGACCAGCAGGCUUUGGCUAUAAUAAGUGGCUAUUAGCGCCAGAAACGGGAGUGGAGAUAGGAUUAAAGAAGUCGAGUGCAAAGGUGGUUACGGGAUCAGGAGAAAUUUUGUCGGUUUCAUGGGAGCUUACAAGCACAUCCCUUCGUGUAAAUAUUGAUGCACCUCGGGGUACCACGGGAACUGUCCAGUUUCGUGGAAGUUCGAAGACACUUGUUGGGGGGAAGAGACAGUCGGCUAUACUUCCGAUUUAG
Messenger RNA from Penicillium manginii, 2451 nucleotides. Its product is annotated as alpha-L-rhamnosidase. The coding region runs from base 1 to 2451 and encodes 816 amino acids. Gene Ontology annotation, biological process: carbohydrate metabolic process. The transcript has 3 exons. The record is from RefSeq and is a predicted model, not a curated record. NCBI's taxonomy places the organism in Eukaryota, Fungi, Ascomycota, Eurotiomycetes, Eurotiales, Aspergillaceae.